AUGCCUCCUCCCGGUGUGUGCAUGAGUAUAAUGCAGGAGCGCCACAAGAAAGAGGGUGUUGGGAGCCUUGCCAACCCAGAGAAACACAGCAACCAAGACUUCCAGCAGCUGAAGCAAUACUGUUUGGUCAGGGGGGUAAGGUAUAUCGAUGAGAUGUUCCCCCCAGACCACAACUCCAUUGGUGAUGGGCUACUUUCCCCUGAUGACAUGGGCAGGGUGGUGUGGUUGAGACCAGCGGUAUGUUCAAGUCUUCAUUCAGAUCUGCACACAUUACAACACAGGGUAUUAACUGAUUUUAUUUGUAAUUAUGAAUAGUAAUUAUAAAUAUUAUUAAUAGGUGUAACGUGUGUAUUCACUCUUCCAGAAAAUGGUACGGAAUCCAGAUUUUAUUGUUGAUGGACUUUCAAGGUUUGACUUUGGGCAAGGAAUAGUUGGUAAGUGGAUUUGGUUGUAAACAAGCGUCAACAUAUACCACACCGUGCCCCUUGCAUUACAAAUGUCAUGAUGUACAACAUUUCUUUUAGGAAAUUGCUGGUUUCUUGCUUCCAUUGGGGCUUUGACGUUACAGAAGCACAUCCUGGAGCAAGUAGUGCCCCUAAAGCAAAGCUUUAAAGAUGACUAUUGCGGAAUAUUCCACUUCCGGGUAAAUAACCUCAGCCUCAGUACAUUAUCUUUGUGAGAAAUGCAUUGACCUAUUGCAAUAACUGUCAUUCUUAAAGGAUUAUUAAUACAUUGAAAAGGUUCUCAGUGGUAUUGAGAAUUAUUAAAUGACCAUGAAUUACGCUCUACACUUAUGCUGCACCUUUCUCAAGCCCCAUAGAGAAUAGUCUGUUUUAGGAAUCAUUGUCCUCUCCUCCUAUCUUUCAGUUCUGGAGGUUUGGGAGGUGGGUGGACGUUGUGAUCGAUGACAAGCUACCAACAGUUGACGGCAGGCUCAUUUUCGUUCAUUCAAAAACUCCCAAUGAGUUUUGGCCCGCCUUGCUGGAGAAAGCCUACGCCAAGUAUGUGAGCCACAUCAGUUGGUUAUAAGACAGUUAAACAACUCCUCAAUGUAGGACUUAAUGACCUGUCUUCUUCUGGCAGGGUGUGUGGCUCCUACGCAGACAUGAAUUUAGGGACCCCUUCAGAGGCUAUGAUGGACUUCACUGGAGGGGUUCACAUCACGUUCAAGCUCACUGACGCUCCACCAAAUAUGUGGGACCUCCUGUUCAGAGCUGCCAAGUCAAAAUCUCUGAUGGGGUGUAACACACCUCAAGGGGUGAGCGGCACUACCACCCUCCGAAACACCAUGUUGAACCUUUAAACAAACCAGUUGGUAGAGAGCGCCAUAUUAGUGUCAGUAAUGCAUGUGUAACGCACUGAUGUCAAGAUCUAAGGGAAUAUGAGUUAUUAGGGCGAAGUUGAAGUUAAGAUUCAUCCUUUAACUUGUAAAACACAAAAGAGAUGAAGGUUGUGUUCAUAUUGUUCAUAUUCAGCCGUGUCCUAUUUUGUGACUGAAACCUCUGUUAUGUUAUGGUCCGAUUAGUUUACUUAUGAUACCUAAUAACCUGUGUCUGUUGUAAUGUAGGAAACAUCAGCGAACACGGUGGCACCCAACGGAUUAGUGAGGGGACAUGCCUACACCGUCACAGGAGUUAGACAGGUACUGUAUGGAACUAACUAUGUGAGGGAAAAGGUUUGGAGCUAAUAUCUUUUGGCAGUAUGCUCUCUAUUCUUUACUGCCAAGAAAAAAACAUUGUUCGGUUCGUCAGAAUAGAGCCAAAUAUUGACUGUAGUUCCACCCGGAGGGAAAUGGGAGAGGAUGUGUGGUAUAGCUUCUGCAAUGAUGUAAAAUGAACCCAGUCUUGAGUUGGUCUCAUGGUCUUGUGAUGAGGCAGCCUUGCCGCCUGAGACUUCAAAAUCAGUGUCAGCCUUCGGUCCGCCAUGGAAUUCCUUCCUAGCUUCUACAAUGAUGGAAAAUGAACCCAGUCUUGAGUUGGUCUCAUUAAUUUUUAUAUAUAUUUUUUUUUUUAGUCAUUUAGCAAUCAAAUGGGAAUCGAACCCACAACCCUGGCAUUGCAAACGCCAUGCUCUAUCAACUGAGCUACAUCCCUGCCGGCCUUUCCCUCCCCUACCCUGAGCCAAUUGUGCGCCGCCCAUGAGUCUCCCGGUCGCGGCCGGCUGCGACAUAGCCUGGAUUCGAACCAGGAUCUCUAGUGGCACAGUUAGCACUGCGAUGCAGUGCCUUAGACCACUGCGCCACUCAGGAGUUCAUGGUCUUGUGAUGAGGCAGCCUUGCCUGAGACUUCAAAAUCAGUGUCAGCCUUCGGUCCACCUUGGAAUUCCUCUUGGAUAUAAUGGUUAAGAUGCUGGUUGGUUCCAUCGGGGACCCCGGGUUCAUUUCCUGCUGUGAGAUUACAAGCUGGUGUCUCGUAUGAAAAAGUAUGAAAAUGUAUGCACUCACUAACUGUAAGUCGCUCUGGAUAAGAGCGUCUGCUAAAUGACUAAAAUGUCAAAUGUAAAAUGUGUCAUUCUGGUUUCUUCCACAGAUCAUGAGACAAGGCAGGCAAGUGAAUCUGAUACGCCUCUUCAACCCCUGGGGCCAGGAAGAGUGGAAGGGAGGCUGGAGUGAUACGUAAGAACUCAAUAUUCACAACAGAUAACUUGUUUAUUAGAUUCUUCCUCAGUAUAUGUGAUUGUUCUGUUUUGCUGUAUCCACAGUACAGUUUACAUAUUUUGUUUAUAUAUAUAUAUAUAUAUACACUACUGGUCAAAAGUUUUAGAACACCUAUUCAUUCAAGGGUUUUUGUACUAUUUUCUACAUUGUAGAAUAAUAGUGAAGACAUCAAAACUAUUUCCUUCUUAAUGCAUUUGAGCCAAUCAGUUAUGUUGUGACAAGGUAGGGGGGUAUACAGAAGAUAGCCCUAUUUGGUAAAAUACAAUUUUAUGGCAAGAACUGCUCAAAUAAGCAAAGAGAAACGACAGUCCAUCAUUACUUUAAGAAAUGAAGGUCAGUCAAUAUGGAACAUUUCAAGAACUUUGAAAGUUUCUUCAAGAGUAGUCGCAAAAACCAUCAAGCACUAUGAUGAAACUGGCUCUCAUGUGGACCGCUACAGGAAUGGAAGACCCAGAGUUACCUCUGCUGCAGAGGAUAAGUUCAUUAGAGUUACCAGCCUCAGAAAAUGCAGCCCAAAUAAUUGCUUCACAGAGUUCAAGUAACAGACACAUCUCAACAUCAACUGUUCAGAGGAGACUAUAUGAAUCAGGCCUUCAUGGUCGAACUGCUGCAAAGAAACCACUACUAAAGGACACCAAUAAGAAGAAGAGACCUUCUUGGGCCAAGAAACACGAGAAAUUGGCAUUAGACUGUUGGAAAUCUGUCAUUUGGUCUGGAGUUGAAAUUUGAGAUUUUUGGUUCCGACCGCUGUGUCUUUGUGAGACGCGGUGUGGGUGAACGGAUGAUCUCUGCAUGUGUAUUUCCCACCGUAAAGCAUGGAGGAGGAGGUGUUAUGGUGUGGAGGUGCUUUGCUGGUGACACUGUCUGUGAUUCAUUUAGAAUUCAACACUUAACCAGCAUGGCUACCACAGCAUUCUGCAGCGACACGCCAUCCUAUCUGGUUUGGGCUUAGUGGGACUAUCAUUUGUUUUUCAACAGGACAGUGACCCAACACACCUCCAGGCUGUGUAAGGGCUAUUUUACCAAGAAGGAGAGUGAUGGAGUGCUGCAUCAGAUGACCUGGCCUCCACAGUCCCCAGACCUCAACCCAAUUGAGAUUGUUUGGGAUGAGUCGGACCGCAGAGUGAAGCAAAAGCAGCCAACAAGUGCUCAGCUUAUGUGGGAACUCCUUCAAGACUGUUGGAAAAGCAUUCCAGGUGAAGCUGGUUGAGAGAAUGCCUAAAGUGUGCAAAGCUGUCAUCAAGGCAAAGGGUGGCUACUUUGAAGAAUCUAAAAUAUAAAAUAUAUUUUGAUUUGUUUAACACUUUUUUGGUUGCUACAUGAUUCCAUAUGUGUUUUUUCAUAGUUUGGAUGUCUUCACUAUUAUUCUACAACGUAGAAAAUAGUAAAAAUAAAGAAAAACUCUGGAUUACUACCACUAACUAACAUUACAGUGUCUGACUAUUGACAUGAUGUCUGUACUUCAAUCAGGUCCUCCAUGUGGCAAACAGUGAGUCCUGACGAACGGAAGAUGUGUCUGUCAGUGAAAGAGGAUGGGGAAUUCUGGUAAGCAAUAUAGUGCAGAAAUGUGUUCGCAGACCAUGUCAAUAUUUUAUUGUAAGCGAUUAACACAUUCAAUACAGUGUCAGUACACAGCUAUACUGAUGUUUCAAUACCAGUACCAAUUACAGUGUCAGUACACAGCUAUACUGAUAUUUCAAUACCAGUACCAAUUACAGUGUCAGUACACAGCUAUACUGAUGUUUCAAUACCAGUACCAAUUACAGUGUCAGUACACAGCUAUACUGAUGUUUCAAUACCAGUCCCAAUUACAGUGUCAGUACACAGCUAUACUGAUGUUUCAAUACCAGUACCAAUUACAGUGUCAGUACACAGCUAUACUGAUGUUUCAAUACCAGUACCAAUUAUAGUGUCAGUACACAGCUAUACUGAUGUUUCAAUACCAGUACCAAUUACAGUGUCAGUACACAGCUAUACUGAUGUUUCAGUACCAAUUACAGUGUCAGUACACAGCUAUACUGAUGUUUCAAUACCAGUACCAAUUACAGUGUCAGUACACAGCUAUACUGAUGUUUCAAUACCAGUACCAAUUACAGUGUCAGUACACAGCUAUACUGAUGUUUCAAUACCAGUACCAAUUCACAAUUUAGUUGUCUUCUCAGGAUGACAAUGGAAGACUUCUGUCAGCACUUCAUCGAUGUGACUAUCUGCUGUCUGUGUCCUGAUUUUCUUGACGGCAACUCUGAAGGUCAUUGGACGCCCUCCUUCCAUGAUGGCAGAUGGGUUGCAGGAACCACUGCUGGUGGUAGCAUGAAUUUCCCAGGUACAUUACAUCUUGAUUGAUAGGUUUUGCUUUCAACAAGGAAUAAUUAGCAGUUGAUGACUAUACAUUUCCAGAAUUUACCGUCAACAUAUCCAUAUUUUUUUGUCUCUCAGACAGUUUCUGGACAAAUCCCCAGUAUCGGGUGAAGAUUGAGGGAUUAGACAGGGACUGCUCUGAGACACAGGGGGACAACAACAUGUUGGUGUCUCUGAUGCAGAAGCCUGACAAGAGAAACAGACGCCUGGUCAAAAGUCUCCACAUUGGCAUCAACAUCUUCGAGGUCAGUGCCCUUCUUUGGUUCCUUUCAUUAUUCUGUAUACAGUUUAUCUCAACAUUUACAGAUUGAAGCAAAGCUAAGUGCUUCCUCUGAGGCCUUUGUUACAGGUAGGACUGUUAUGUUGCCAUCAACUGUCAUAUCAGUAAUGUAAGUUACACUGGAGAUCUCUUUGUAAGUUCCCCUUACGUAUGUUGUCACUGUGCAGUUCUCAAUGCAAAUAUGCCCAUUUGUGAACCUACAUGUAUGAUGUCAUCCCAGAGGAAGAAAUUCAACAGCCCAGAUAUGCUAUUGUUUCUGCUAUUGAAUUGUAUUUGUUUUACUUUCUAACAGGUGCCUGCCCAAGUAAGUAACUUUUAUACAUCAUUUUCACAAAUAAUAAUAAUAAUAUAAUAAUAAUAAUAUAAUAAUAUAAUAUAAUAAUAUAAUAAUAAUAAGGUUAUACUAGUUAGAGAGGCCACUAGAGUAUCUGGCCAAUAUAACGGAUCCUCACAUGUGGUGGAACUGGCUUCAAGGUCUGGAUUUGAAUUUGAAAUGGCCUACAGCCUUAUGUAAAUCAUUAUAUAUUAUUGUGAUCUCAGUUCAAAGGCCAGAGGGGGAAGUUUCCUGCCUCCUUCUUCAACACCAAUGUGCCUGUCGCCCAAUCCAAGAACUACGUGAACGCUCGGACAGUGGUGCUAUUCUCCAGGCUGAAACCUGGUGAAUACCUGAUUGUGCCAUCAUCCUUCAAACCAAAUGAAACCGCCUCCUUCAUCCUGUCCAUCCUCUCCAAAGUGAAGUCCCAAAUCCAGUAAGCACAGCCCCCCCCCCCCCCCCCCAUUAAUAGUAAAGGGAUUGUUCAUCCAAGUUACAACAUUUCAUAUUGGUUUCUGUACCAAUGAAGUUAGUUUAAGAUGAUUUGGACAUGAAGCGUGAAUAAUAUAUCCAAAGCAUGGAUUGCUGUCCUAGUUCGUCCAUAGACGGCUUACAGGGAAGCCAAUACGGAAUUUUGUAACUUGGGUGAACUAUGUCCUUAAUUAAUGUCACAGGUAAGAAAUUAUAUUUAGAUUUUUGACAGUCAGUGAUCAUAGCCAACAUUAGGACCGGGAUUCAAUUCCCAUCGCGCCUGUAAACAAUGAACCAUUUAAAGGUAAUUUUCAAUUGAGCCGAGAUCUGCAAUGUUUUACUGUGAAUGCAAUCUCUGCGAACGCGGUAACUUUGCCUUUAAAAUCCGCAUUAUCAACAACCCGCGACGAGAUUGAAUCCUGGCCUGAGUUUCACUAUAAUUUAUGUUUUCCUGACAGAAACAAAACAGUCUUCACUUUUUUCCUCAGUGAAAAUUCGAAUGACCAAGAUAUGGAGGAAAUCCCAAAGGUAUUUAAGGCAAACGGUAUUUCAGCUCUCAUAUGUAUUUCUGUUAAUCUUUAGCUAUUUCUCUUCAUUUUUUUCUUAUUGCAAUAUAUUUAAAUUUUUAGCCCACGCCUACUCACAAUAAAGAAGAUAUGGACAACAAACAAACUCUGUUUCGGCAAUAUUCUGAUCAGGCAAGUUACCAAUAUUUUUCAUUUGAACACAAAACGAGGCAAUGUGAAAUUAAAACACAUAACCUGAAAAAAGGGAUAGCAUUUGAGAAUAUUACAAUUUUUUUAACAAUUGUUAAACUAUAUACAGAAUAUAUAUAUAUAUAUAUAUAAAAAAUCAAUAACACUAAUUUUAUUUUCACUGAAAAGUUUGAGGAGGUGGAUGCCGAACAACUUCAAAGGACUCUGAAUGAAACUCUCCUCCAGGGUAUGUAGAGAGAAAAUCAAUCAUCAUGGAGAUUUCCAGACAUUUAUGACCAAAAGCUGGACUUUGAACAGACUGACAUUAGUUGUGAUGAGAUUAGAAUCACUCACAAGGAUAUGGUGGGUGUUUGGUGAGCAAUGUGUUGCUUGGUGGGAUCUGUACGUUUUUUUUUUUUUAUGUGUCAACCUUUUCACAUUUUACACAGGAAAUGCAAAGAAAACACAAGGCUUCAGCUUGGAGUCCUGUCGAAGCAUGGUGGCCUUAAUGGAUGUAUCCUUCAUGAGCUUAGUGACAGUUUACCGUGUCUUCUGUUGUAAAACACCUUGA
Molecule: messenger RNA, 7344 nt
Organism: Coregonus sp. 'balchen'
Lineage: Eukaryota; Metazoa; Chordata; Actinopteri; Salmoniformes; Salmonidae
Source: the annotation of a GenBank genome assembly